This is a messenger RNA of Meriones unguiculatus (Mongolian gerbil), 3634 nucleotides long. It is a transcript of the gene Anpep, whose product is annotated as alanyl aminopeptidase, membrane. The record is from RefSeq and is a predicted model, not a curated record. The coding region runs from base 294 to 3230 and encodes 978 amino acids. Gene Ontology annotation, biological process: proteolysis; peptide catabolic process. Gene Ontology annotation, molecular function: peptide binding; metalloaminopeptidase activity; zinc ion binding. Gene Ontology annotation, cellular component: cytoplasm. NCBI's taxonomy places the organism in Eukaryota, Metazoa, Chordata, Mammalia, Rodentia, Muridae. The transcript has 21 exons.
AUCAGUGUCGCCUGCCUUCCCCCCUGCUCUCUGGAUGCCAAGCCUGCAGCCUGCCCUUCAGCCAGAGCUCUGCCUGAUCCCUUCACCUUCCAGGCCACCUGCAGCCUGUAACCAGACACUGUUUGCUCCCAGAAGAACCUGGGCACUGCGUACCUCUGUCCGGGCUAAUGACCUUCGCCUGAGCCCUGGUUAAUAUUUGUUGGAUCCAAAGGCAGUGGGGCUCCGCCCCCUGUGAGAUAUAAGCUGGCCCAGGGCUGUUCUGCUUCCCUCUUGGUCUGAGCAACGCCGGCAUCAUGGCCAAGGGUUUCUACAUUUCCAAGACCCUGGGAAUCUUGGGCAUCCUGCUGGGUGUGGCAGCCGUGUGCACCAUCGUAGCCCUGUCGGUGGUCUAUGCUCAGGAGAAGAAUAGGAAUGCAGAGAACUCUGCCACAGCACCCACGCUCCCUGAUGCCACCUCAACCACCACCUCAACCACCACCUCAACCACCACCUCAACCACCACCUCAACCACCGCUGUAGAUGAGAGCAAGCCUUGGAACCAGUACCGCUUGCCCAAGACUCUCAUACCUGACUCCUACCGGGUGACCCUGAGACCAUUCCUCACCCCCAACCAGCAGGGCCUGUACAUCUUCACGGGAUCCAGUACUGUUCGCUUUACCUGCAAGGAGGCCACGAAUGUCAUCAUCAUUCACAGCAAAAAGCUCAACUACACCUCCCAGGGGGGGCACAUGGUGGCGUUGCGAGCCCUGGGCGCCACCCCGGCACCUAGCAUCGAUAAAACUGAACUGGUGGAGCGUACCGAGUACCUGGUGGUCCAUCUGCAGGGAUCCCUGGUAAAGGACAGUCAGUAUGAGAUGGACAGCGAGUUCCAGGGGGAACUGGCCGAUGACCUAGCUGGCUUCUACCGCAGCGAGUACAUGGAGAAUGGCAACAAGAGGGUGGUGGCCACAACGCAGAUGCAGGCCGCUGAUGCCCGGAAGUCCUUCCCCUGCUUCGACGAGCCAGCCAUGAAGGCCACAUUCAACAUCACUCUCAUCCACCCCAAAAACUUCGUAGCUCUGUCUAACAUGCUUCCCAAAGAUACCAGCCCCCUUCCGGAAGACUCUUCCUGGAGUGUCACUGAGUUCCACGCCACACCCAAGAUGUCCACGUACCUGCUGGCCUAUAUCGUGAGCGAGUUCAAAAAUGUGGAAUCUGUCUCACCGAAUGGUGUCCAGAUUCGAAUCUGGGCUCGACCCAGUGCCAUUGACCAGGGGCACGGUGCUUACGCGCUGAACGUGACAGGACCCAUCCUAAACUUCUUUGCCCAACAUUAUGAUACACCCUACCCUCUAGAAAAGUCUGACCAGAUUGGCCUGCCUGACUUCAACGCUGGAGCCAUGGAGAACUGGGGGCUAGUGACCUACCGUGAGAGCGCCCUGCUCUACGACCCUCUGUCCUCCUCCAUUGGCAACAAAGAACGGACAGUCACCGUGAUUGCUCACGAGCUGGCCCAUCAGUGGUUCGGCAACCUGGUGACAGUGGACUGGUGGAAUGACCUGUGGCUGAACGAGGGCUUUGCCUCCUAUGUGGAAUAUCUGGGUGCUGACUAUGCAGAGCCCACUUGGAACCUGAAAGACCUCAUAGUGCAGAACGAACUGUACCGUGUGAUGGCCGUGGACGCGCUCGCCUCCUCUCACCCGUUGUCCAGCCCUGCCAACGAGGUCAACACGCCAGCCCAAAUCAGCGAGCUGUUUGAUAGCAUCACCUACAGCAAGGGAGCCUCGGUCAUUAGGAUGUUGUCCAGCUUCCUGACAGAGGACCUGUUCAAGAAGGGCCUUUCGUCUUAUCUCCACACCUUCGAAUACUCAAACACUGUUUAUCUGGACCUGUGGAAACACCUGCAGAUGGCCGUGGACGCUCAGACAGCUAUCAGUCUCCCGGACACAGUGCAAAACAUCAUGGACCGAUGGAUUCUACAGAUGGGCUUUCCAGUUAUCACAGUGAACACUGCGACAGGAGAAAUCUCCCAGGAACACUUCCUCCUUGACCCUGAGUCCAAUGUUACCCGCCCCUCAGACUUUAAUUACGUCUGGAUUGUACCCAUUCCGUUUCUCAAGAGUGGACAGCUUCAGGAAGGCUACUACUGGCUGAAGGACCAGAAAAACCAGAAUGACAACUUCAAGACGUCUGCAGACGAGUGGGUCUUGCUGAACCUUAAUGUAACCGGCUACUACCAGGUGAACUAUGACGAAGGCAAUUGGAAGAAGAUUCAGAAUCAGCUGCAAACAGAUCUUUCUGUUAUCCCAGUCAUCAACCGUGCACAGAUUAUCCAUGACUCCUUCAACCUGGCCAGUGCCCAAAGGAUACCCGUCACUCUGGCGCUGGACAACACCCUCUUCCUCAUCAACGAAAGGGAAUACAUGCCCUGGGAGGCUGCCCUGAGCAGCCUCAACUACUUCAAGCUCAUGUUCGACCGUUCUGAGGUCUACGGCUACAUGAAGAGGUACCUGAAGAAGCAGGUCUCGCCCCUCUUCUUUUACUUUGAAAAUGAAACCAGAAACUGGACCAAUCGCCCAGAAACACUGAUGGAACAGUACAACGAAGUAAACGCCAUCAGCACCGCCUGUUCCAGUGGCCUCAAAGAGUGUAGGGACCUGGUUUCUGGAUUUUACAGUUUUUGGAUGAACCACCCUGAUAAUAACCCGAUCCAUCCCAACCUCCGGUCUACGGUCUACUGCAACGCCAUUGCUUUCGGUGGCGAGGAAGAGUGGGACUUUGCUUGGAACCAGUUCCGGAAUGCCACUCUGGUAAACGAGGCAGACAAACUCCGGGCAGCCUUGGCCUGUAGCAGAGACUCGUGGAUUUUGAACAGGUACCUGAGUUACGCCCUGAAUCCUUCCUUCAUCCGGAGGCAAGAUGCCACCUCCACCAUCAUCAGCAUCGCCAACAAUGUGGUUGGGCAACCUCUGGCUUGGGACUUUAUCCGGAGCAACUGGAAGAAACUCUUCCAGGACUUCGGCGGAGGAUCUUUCUCCUUUGCCAAUCUCAUCCAGGGAGUGACGCGGCGUUUCUCCACUGAAUUAGAGCUGCAGCAGUUGGAGCAGUUUAAGGCGGACAACAUGGAGACGGGCUUCGGCUCGGGCACUCGGGCUCUGGAGCAAGCACUGGAGAAGACAAAAGCCAACAUCAAAUGGGUGAGGGAGAACAAGGACGCGGUUCUCCAGUGGUUCGAACAAAACAGCCUGUAGUCCCGGUCCUGAUAGCAGCUUGGUCCCGCGUGACUCCUCUGACUGACUAUCUCAGCAGCCUGUACAGGGUCUCAGUCCUAAGAGCUCCGGACGGCAGCGUCCUACCCUCACGGAUGAGGUGUCCAGCCCAACAUCUAAUUGUCAGGCUGCCAGGCACCUCCCUGCCCUUACCCCUCACGCCAACUCUGCCCCAGGCCCAGGCCUCUGGGGCUGAUCUCAGGGAAGCUGAUCCCAGCUCUGAGGCCAGAUAUACUGGACACAGGGCAGCCUGGAUAGAGUACCCCCCCCCCCCCGCUCGCUUCACGACUUUCCCCCACAUGACCCAGAACCAAAGAAUCAACAGGGCACAAGAUCUAUAUAUAUAUUUUUAAAGAGAAAAUGUAAAUAAAGGAUUUCUAAAAUGA